This is a messenger RNA of Triplophysa dalaica, 3668 nucleotides long. It is a transcript of the gene itga2.2, whose product is annotated as integrin, alpha 2 (CD49B, alpha 2 subunit of VLA-2 receptor), tandem duplicate 2. The coding region runs from base 38 to 3604 and encodes 1188 amino acids. Gene Ontology annotation, biological process: cell-cell adhesion; cell-matrix adhesion; integrin-mediated signaling pathway. Gene Ontology annotation, molecular function: integrin binding. The transcript has 29 exons. The record is from RefSeq and is a predicted model, not a curated record. NCBI's taxonomy places the organism in Eukaryota, Metazoa, Chordata, Actinopteri, Cypriniformes, Nemacheilidae. Gene Ontology annotation, cellular component: integrin complex; external side of plasma membrane.
CACUCACACACGCACUCGCGCACUCACGCUGGACUGGAUGCAGAAACACUGGAUGCGGGAUAAUAUUAUGGAUUUUGUCAUGAAAUAUCUGCUGUUACUCCAUUUUUUGUAUUGGAGCAUUGACAUCUCUCAGGGUUUUAAUGUGGGUACUUAUGGAUCCAAGAUCUUCUCAGGGGUGUCGUCAGAACAGUUUGGUUACACUUUGCAACAGUUCAGCAACAGUCAAGGAAAAUGGCUCCUGGUGGGUUCUCCAUUGAAGGGAUACACUCAGAACCAAAAGGGAGACAUCUCUAAGUGUGACCUUAAAAACCCUGGAACCAGCUGUCAGACGCUUAAUCUUCAAAAUUUUGUCAACCUGCCAACUGUCUCCAAUGGCAACAACAUCAACAUGAGUCUAGGACUAACUCUCACUCGUACAAUGAAAAAUGGUGGAUUUAUGACAUGUGGUCCUCUGUGGGCACAGCUCUGUGGUAGUCUGUACUUCUACCCAGGAGUAUGUGCGGAGGUGAACCCACAGUUUUCUCUCCAGUCAGCAUUCUCACCGGCCGUUCAAAAGUGUGGCACCCUUAUGGAUAUUGCCAUUGUUUUGGACGGAUCUAACAGCAUAUACCCGUGGAAACCAAUCGUUGAUUUCCUCAAGAAACUGCUGGGAAGCUUAGAUAUUGGACCUCAGAGCACUCAGGUCAGUGUCCUACAGUACGGUGUUGAUGCCAGAUUCGACUUCUAUUUGAAUUCCUAUCAGACAAACGAGGCCAUGAUUAGAGCUGCUUCAAGUAUUCAGCAGAAGGAAGGAAUAAGCACGAAUACGUUCCAAGCCAUUGAAUUUGCCAGAAACAAUGCAUUCUUACCCCAAAACGGAGGUCGUCCUGGUGCCACAAAAGUAAUGGUAGUGGUCACUGAUGGAGAGUCUUCUGAUGGAAAUCUGAGGGACACUGUGAUUCAAGCGUGUGACAAGCAAAAUAUCACUCGCUUUGGGAUUGCGAUGCUGGGAUAUUACACAAGGAAUAACAUUGAAACAAGUAAACUCAUUGCUGAGAUUAAGUCAAUAGCCAGUUCUCCAAUUGAGAAAUACUUCUUUGAUGUGUCUGAUGAGGCAGCCCUUAUAGAAAUUGUUGGAACUCUUGGAGAUCGAAUAUUCAAUAUUGAAGGUGUUGGAAAGGCUGUUGGGGGUUUCUCAAUGGAAAUGUCCCAAGUGGGUUUCAGUGCACAUCAGACAAAAAAUAAGGAUGUGGUCUUACUGGGUGCAGUUGGAGCGUAUGAAUGGAUCGGCACCGUUGUUCACCAAACUGCUCAGGAAUCAAACAUUUUACCCAGAAAUGCUUUUGAGGACGUGCUGGAGGACCAAAAACAUUGUUCAUUACUUGGUUACUCUGUCAGCACUCUAACAGAUGGAUCUUCUGAGUUUUUUGUGGCUGGUGCUCCUCGUGCUGUUCAUAAAGGACAAGUUGUAGUUUACACCCUCGACAGUAAGAAACAGCCGGUCAUCAAAGAUUCACAGAGAGGAGACCAGAUCGGGUCUUAUUUCGGCAGUGUUCUCUGUCCUGUUGAUGUGGAUGCUGAUGGUGUGACUGAUGUGCUGCUGGUUGGAGCUCCAAUGUACAUGAGUGAAGAGAAGUUUGAAACAGGGAGAGUUUACAUCUUCUCUAUUACUAAGGGUAUUUUAAGUAACCAGGGAUUCUUGGAAAGCUCCCAAAAGAACGCUCGGUUUGGAAUGGCCAUCACUGCCGUCCCAGAUCUGAACCUGGAUGGUUUCAGUGAUGUGGUGGUUGGUGCUCCUUUGGAAGGCAAUGAUCAAGGAGCCAUUUACAUCUACUACGGAAAUCAAAAAACCAUCAGAAAGCAAAGCUCACAGAAAAUUCUUGGCUCCAAAGUGGACCGAACAUUCAGGUUUUUCGGACGUGCUCUAGAUGGCAGUACAGAUAUGAACGGUGACUCGAUCCCAGAUGUUGCUGUGGGGGGUCUUGGGAAGGUGGUCCAGCUCUGGAGCAGAGGAAUCGCGGUGGUCACGGCAAAGGUUUCCUUCACUCCUGAUAAGAUCAGUGUUUUGAGUAAACCUUGUCGGUUUGCCGGGAGGCAGGUGUCCUGUUUUAAGGCUAAAGUCUGUUUCAGCGCAGCAUUCAGGCCGAUAAAACCACAGGCUGUGGAUAUCAGGUACAAUCUGAAACUGGAUGCUGAUCUACAGUCAUCUCGUGUGAGCUCAAGAGGUCAAUUCAGUAACUCGGAUCGAGUCUUGCAGAAGAACAUCAGCGUCACUGUGCAGGACACGUGUGAAGAGCAUGACGUCUACGUGCAGGAGAGCCCUGAUCUUGUUAACUCGAUCGCUCUGCGUGUGGAUGUGGUGCUGGGCUAUCCGGACGCAGACCCUGUUCUCGAUGCCUUCAGUCUGUCUGCAUGGGAGUUUUUUAUCCCGUUCUCAAAGGACUGUGGGCGAGAUGACAUCUGCUUCAGUGAUUUGGUGCUGAGUGUGGAGAGUGAAGAUAAUCUUGGCAAAACUCCACUAGUGGUCAGCCACAGCAAUAAAAGAUUGUCUUUCACUGUGACAGUAAUGAACAGAAAGGAAAACGCCUACAAUGCAAGAGUAUCUGCCAGUUACUCCAGUAAUCUGUUCUACGCUACUGUUACACCUGUAACUGAUGGGUCAGAGGUAAAGUGCACUAUGUUGAAAGAAUCAGACACAGUUGUUUGCCAAGUGAGUUAUCCAGCCCUGAGAACAGAUCAAUCGGUUUCAUUUGUCAUCAGUUUCGACUUUAACAUGAAUCAGCUACAGAAAGCUGCUGAAGUUGUCUUUGAGGCCGUGAGUGACAGCUCAGAAGAAACUCCUGCUGAUAACAAGAUAUCUGUCUCUGUUCCUGUCCAAUACAACUCUGAGAUCAUCUUCAGCAGAGAAGCAAACAUAAAUGUUUAUUUACUUGAAAAAGAGGAAGAAAUCCCAACCACAAUAAACUCCUACAGGGACAUUGGUCCAGAUUUUAAUUUUAAUCUGAAGGUUUCUUCAGGAACCCUCGCGGUCAACCUGAUGUACCUCGCCGUCACACUGCCCAGCAGCACUAAAGCUGGAAAUCCUCUUCUGUAUGUCACCUCGGUUAAGACUUCACCCCCUGAAAAGAUACACUGUGCGGACAACCAUCUGAUUGACCCAUUUAAGAUCAACGAAAAGCCUUUUCCUGCCAGCAUAACAGAGGAGAGCUUUAGAGGAACAAAGGAUCUGAACUGCAAAACGGCUUCAUGUCAGGAAAUGCAAUGUGUCCUGAAGGAUCUGAAGGAGAAGAGCGAUUAUUACGUCAAUGUCACUACCAAAAUAUGGACCGGCACUUUUGCAAAGGCUGAUUUUCUCUCCGUCUUACUUACCGUGGGAGCUGAGAUAAAGACAUCUCAAUCUGACUUGCUGUUCAUUGAACAGAAGCGUCUGGAGGUUGAUGUCACAGUAAGCAAACCCGGAGCUAAAGGAGACGUUCCAGUUGGCGUCAUCGUAGGGAGCGUCAUCGGCGGACUGUUAUUAUUGGCUCUUGCAGUUGCAUUACUGUGGAAGCUCAACUUCUUCAAGAGGAAAUAUAAACCACUGAUGAAGAACGCAGAGAAGGGAGAAGAGGAUGAGCAACUGUAAGAGAACCUUUAGUGAAUUCAGUUCACUGAGGUCUGACACAAGAAUAUCUUCACACCAGUUGCCA